ACGUGCAGUGCGAGGUGCGUGUGCGGCUGAUGCUGUGGAAAGGAGGAGGAGGAGGAGGUGGCUGGUGCUGCUCUGGCUACGCUGAGCGGGGGCUGUUGUUGUCGCUCUCGGCGGCUCGGCCCGCAGCGCCUGCCACGAAGGCCCCGGAGCGGCCCGGGCGGGCGACGGCACCCUCGGCAGCAUGAGCGAUAACGAUGACAUCGAGGUGGAGAGCGACGCUGACAAACGUGCUCACCAUAAUGCCCUGGAACGCAAACGUAGGGACCACAUCAAGGACAGUUUCCACAGUCUGCGGGACUCUGUGCCAUCGCUUCAGGGAGAGAAGCAACAGGCAUCCCGGGCUCAAAUCCUAGAUAAAGCCACAGAGUACAUCCAGUACAUGCGCCGGAAAAACCACACACAUCAGCAGGACAUUGAUGACCUGAAGCGCCAGAAUGCACUUCUGGAGCAGCAAGUUCGUGCACUGGAGAAGGCGAGGUCAAGCGCUCAGCUGCAGGCCAACUAUUCCUCUUCAGACAACAGCCUCUACACCAAUCCCAAGGGUAGCACCAUCUCCGCCUUUGAUGGAGGCUCCGACUCCAGUUCAGAAUCUGAACUGGAAGAGCCCCAGAGCCGGAAGAAGCUUCGUAUGGAGGCCAGCUAGAAGAGGCCUCAUUUCCUGCUGCCAUUAGACACUUGCUGGCUGCUUCAGAACUUUCCUUUUUUCUUUCGUAGAGGCUCUUGGACUGCAGUUUCCCCUGUUCCUUACCCCCUUCUGACCUUUUUUAAGUUAAACCCAAAUCCAUGGCUUAGCAGCUUAUGUUCUGAAAGACUUCAGACAUAGCUUGGAGCAGGAUGCAAUUCCAUUUGGUCCUGCCCUAUGGCUGCAAGCUUCUAGGGCCAGGAAUGCCCAGACUAUUUGAUGAACUCUUGAGUCUGUGAUUGCCUGGUCUGUGUGGGGACAGUGACCUCUCCAUUCUUCCACUAGAAUUGCACCAGCCUCUCUAACGCAUUUAUCAAAAUAUUUCUAUUUAUGACAAAGCCAAACAUCCCCUUAAGGAUCCUGGUGGGAGGAGGGACCACACAAAUACCUGUGGGUGAGUGAGUGGGUGAGUGAGUGUGUGUGUGUGUUUGUGUGUGUGUCCUUCUUGUCAGAAGUGUGGGAUUUAAGGUGAGGAGACUAAAUGAUUUUUUUUCUUACAAAGGAAUAAUUGGUAUUUAUUUCCUCCUAUGGAAACUCAAUCUGGUCAGAUUGCUCCUCCUCUGCGGACAUUGGUGAUGUGAGCUACAGAUUUGUAUCAAGAUCAAUUCUUCCCCCUUUUCGAAUUUCUCAGAGUAGAGCCAGCUUUUUUAAUGUAAAUACACCACAGGCUUUGUUACUUGGUACUAAUAACUGCAUCAAAGCGUGGACCUCUGGCAAAUGGGCCAGCUACCUAUGUGAAUUAUAGCAGCAUAGGCUGAGAGUGAGCAAAGGCUUAUUGUGUGCACGCGCAUGUGCAUGGGCGUGCGCAUGUGUGCGUGGGUGUUUAUAUGUGACCUUAUAUUUUUGUCUUCUUCCCACUCUUGUUUGUGAUGUUUUCUGAAUCUGGUGUAUACAAAUGUAGCUUGGUCUCUGUCCAGGUGUGAGUCUGUUCCAUGGAACUGAAGUAUGUUGUACAUACUGCCCAAGAAUUGUCUUGCAAGUUAAGGCUUCCCUUUACUAUAAGACUAUAAAUAAAAAAAAUAUUUUAUCCUU
Molecule: messenger RNA, 1714 nt
Organism: Pogona vitticeps (central bearded dragon)
Lineage: Eukaryota; Metazoa; Chordata; Lepidosauria; Squamata; Agamidae
Gene: MAX
Product: MYC associated transcriptional regulator X
Biological process (GO): positive regulation of transcription by RNA polymerase II
Cellular component (GO): RNA polymerase II transcription regulator complex
Molecular function (GO): protein dimerization activity; DNA-binding transcription factor activity
Source: RefSeq, a predicted model, not a curated record